Messenger RNA from Leptidea sinapis, 3473 nucleotides. It is a transcript of the gene PIG-V, whose product is annotated as GPI mannosyltransferase 2. Gene Ontology annotation, biological process: GPI anchor biosynthetic process. The record is from RefSeq and is a predicted model, not a curated record. Gene Ontology annotation, cellular component: endoplasmic reticulum membrane; mannosyltransferase complex. The transcript is spliced from 2 exons. Bases 181 to 1800 code for a protein of 539 amino acids. Gene Ontology annotation, molecular function: GPI mannosyltransferase activity; alpha-1,6-mannosyltransferase activity. Lineage: Eukaryota; Metazoa; Arthropoda; Insecta; Lepidoptera; Pieridae.
GAAGAUAUCCUAUCACAAUUAUUAUUAUUUUAAGAUAUGUACCAAUAUUUAAUAAAUUGCAGCUUCUAUUGAAUUUGACUGAUUAGUGAUUACCAAUGUGAACCUGGCCCAUGCACAUACCUUUUGUUAUUACUAUCAUGCAUAGGAGUAAUAAUAUGUUGAAGUCGUUUCAUUCAUUACAUGAUUUAUAAUCUAAAUGAAAUGUAUUCUCCAAGGCAAAAAGUUAUCUGGUUUGCGUUCUACACGAGGGUUGUUGUAUUAUUAGUGCAAGCUGUGUCAAAUAACAUCAUUCCAGAUCAUAAAGCAAAUGUGUUUGUAAGUCCUGAAGAUCCCACACUACAUGUUACAACUGUUGAUGUUAUCAUAAACAGACUUCUUGGUGGUUUGAAAAGAUGGGAUGCUCAAUAUUUUAUACAUAUAGCUCAAUUUGGUUAUACAUAUGAGAAUUCAUUGGCUUUUUUCCCAUUAUUUCCUCUUAUAGUUAGGUAUGUUGCUUAUAUCUUAAAUAGCAUCUUUGGUAACAUUAUAAAUUUUCAUAGUAAUUUAUUGAUAUCAGCCACACUUGUGAAUUUGCUAUUUUUUCUUAAGUCAGUAGAUGUUUUACAUAAAUUGAGCUUAAGAAUCUUUCACAGUGAAAGCAAAGCAUAUAAAUCAGCAAUUUUGUAUUGUGUCAAUCCAGCUAGCAUAUUUUUUACCGCUCCAUAUUCAGAAUCAUUAUUUGCAUACACAUCAUUCUACACCAUGUUGAAAUGCACUGAACAAGAAUCACUUAGAUUUGCAAACAUUGAUAUCAUGAGUGCAUUUCCAGCUGGACUGUCAUUGACAACAAGGUCAAAUGGCAUAGUAAACCUUGGUUUCAUAAUUUAUACAAGUUUUAAAAAUACUCUUGAGAAAACAAUUCCAGAAAUAAUUUACAAAUAUAAAACAUUGAGAAACAAGUUAAUUCUUCCUGUAUUAGUAUUGCCUAUUCUUACUACAAUUGUGACAUUAAUUCUGACUGUAAUAAUGUCUUUUAUUCCAUUUAUAUUAGUACAAAUUUAUAAUUAUAUGAAAUUUUGUGUUGACAAUGAACACAAUUUGCCAGAGUAUCUUUUGAUCUCAAAUUAUGUUCUUCCGGGCAAUGCUAACAGUCCUUGGUGUAAUUAUUCAAUUCCUUUGUCAUAUUCAUAUAUUCAGAGUCACUAUUGGGGUGUUGGGUUUCUUAAAUAUUACAAACUAAAACAAUUUCCUAAUUUUGCAUUAGCAACUCCUAUAUUGCUUUUAAUAAUAAUUAAUUGUUUAAUAUACAUCAAGAAUAAUUUAAGGAUAUGUCUAAGACUAGGAAUAAGGGAUAAUAUUUUAAACUUUGGGUAUGCUAAGAUGCCUUAUAGACCAAAGUUUUAUUCUAAGGGUUUUGGGACCAAUGAAGCAGUAUUUUUUGUAUAUGUUGUACAUAUUAUGUUUUUAUCUAUUUUUUGUAUUUUAUUUGUUCAUAUACAAGUUGCAACAAGGUUUUUAGCUUCAGCCAGCCCCAUUCUCUACUGGAUAUGCUCUACAAAAAUUAAUGUUUCUCCUACUCCAUCAUCUGAUCAGAAUACUAUUAAUGAACACUUUCGUCACAUCGGAGUGGCCAAGAAAAUACCAUCUCAUCAUUUAUCAAUUGUAAAUUUGGAGGGUGUUGAUAACAUGUACAGUAAAUGGCGAACAUUUAUAGUGUCAAAAAGAAUGCCAGAUUUAAUGUCUCGUAUUAUCCAGGUUUAUUUUCUUAGCUAUUUUUUUAUUGGGACAGUACUAUUCUCAAAUUUUUAUCCAUGGACAUAAUCAAAUUAUAAAAGCACAUAUCAUAUCAUAGCUUAAUAAUUAAGCAUAAGAUAAUUUAAUUACAGAAUGUUUUCAAAAUAUGACAUAUCAUUACUGUAAACUCACCUAUCAAAAAUUUAUGAAUAUAAAAAUGAUUGUAAUUAUGAUUUAAUUAAUGGUCAUUAUGAAAAUUGUACAAUAAUUGAUGGCUUAAGUAUAAUGGAAUUGGGGCCUUUUCACUAGUCCAUAAUGUUAAUAAUUAUACUUAUAAGUAAUCACAAUUUUAAAUGUUAUGCAUAUCUUUUGUAGCUGUAAUAUUAUAAUCAAAUUGUGUAUCCUAUAAGUGAAAAAGCUAGUAAGUUGGCAUUAUGUUUAGAGAUAUGUAAUAAUAACAUUAAAUGCAGUGCUUUGGGUUUCAUAUUUUCAAACAGCACUAUUGAAACAACAUAAAACUAACUGUUUACUGAUGGUAUAUGAUAUGAACUACUUUUUUUUUAAUUAAAAAAUGGCAUAGAGGGAAGUGAAGAUGUUGAAAGCCUUUUUUUAUAUGGUACUGUAACACACAUAAUCUAAACUAUGAAAAUAAAGUGAGUGGCUGUGGACACUAAUUCUCUACAACCUAAUAUAAGAUGUGCAACAACUAUUUUAUGAGGAAAGACUGGAAAAGAGGGGAUUAACUUAGUAUUUAAAUAAUAAUAGAAGUGCCAUUGUAUGUUAGGACUAGAUAUUAGACAGAAUAUCACAUGUUAAUUGCCGGAUUCCCAAAGAAAGAUGUAGAUGUUAAACCAAAUUCAUUGAGGUUAAAUAAAUGAAUAUUUGUGAAUUUUAUAUAAUUAGCUACCACUUCGAAAAAAAACUAAAAGGCAUUUAUUUUCUGAAAAAACAAAAUUGAUUCUUUUAGAAUUCUUUCUGAUGUCAUUAAAUAAAAACUUUACUGAGAACGAUCUAGGUGUCUUGGGUUAAUCUAGUUAAUUAGUGAUUGUAUCAUAAGAUUAAGAAGAAGAAUACUACCAACAAUCUUUUCAAUGAUUAAUAAGUUCCCUGAUUUUUAUUUUCUAAAGCAAUGUAACAGUAAAACCAGUUUGGGGUAGUUAAUUUAAAGGCAUUCUAUUCCAUAUCUAGUCAUUUUUACCUGGAAGAUGAAUGAUUCUUUUCUAAUUGAUAGUUAUAUUUUAUAUAUUAUGAUAGUAAUUGACUGUAAGGAGACAUUUUGAAGAAUAAAAUCUGCCAUAGUAUACAGGAUUUUAAGUACAAUAGUAAAGAUGACUUUUCCAGUAAUAAUAUAUAAGUAACAAUCUUGUUUAGUUGAUAUUUUAUGUAAGGAAUUAUUUAAGUUAAUAAUAUUUUUAUAGAUAUUCGCACAAUUGCUAUCCUUGAAAGAUAUUUUGCCGUCCAAUUAAUAUUUCGUAGUUAUACCUACACAACACAUGAAGAUAUACCGCACAUUUAAUAAUUGCUUUUCUUAGUCGAUCUAGUCGUAAUGGUUGUGAGCGCUCAAUCAAUUUUACCAAAUAUGCAUAAAUAGGAAUUUACUAGUUUUAUGAACGUGAGUAGACGCCUGGCACUAAUGUAGAGCGCAGGUGUAUGAUGUGUUCAUUGGGCAUUGGCUUGCAAUACAGUGUGAAUGUAUGUGACAGUACAACUGCACAUUACUUUUUCCAUUUGAUAAAAAUAAAAUACCUUGAAGUAUAAAA